This is a messenger RNA of Daktulosphaira vitifoliae (grape phylloxera), 957 nucleotides long. RefSeq lists its product as uncharacterized. The transcript has 2 exons. Lineage: Eukaryota; Metazoa; Arthropoda; Insecta; Hemiptera; Phylloxeridae. The coding region runs from base 1 to 762 and encodes 253 amino acids. Gene Ontology annotation, cellular component: cytoplasm; nucleus. Gene Ontology annotation, molecular function: protein serine/threonine phosphatase activity. The record is from RefSeq and is a predicted model, not a curated record.
AUGACAUCUGUAGACGAUAUUAUCAGUAAACUUUUGUUUAAUUCGCGGUUCGUAUGUACAAGCCGAAAAAUUCGUGCGCUAUGCACUGCUACAAAAUUAACUUUCAUGAAACAACCAAUGUUAUUGAGGUUACAGGCACCUAUCAAUGUGGUCGGUGACAUACAUGGUCAAUUUUCUGAUCUUCUUAGAGUAUUUGAACUAGCAGGAUUCCCUCCGGAUACCAAUUUUCUAUUUUUAGGUGAUUUUGUUGACCGAGGUCCACAAUCGUUACAAGUGAUUACUUUACUGUUUGCACUGAAAACGCGUUACCCAGAAAACGUGUAUUUGUUACGUGGUAACCACGAGAGUCUAUCAGUAAAUCACCGUUACGGUUUUUACGGCGAAUGUAAAUUACGAUAUGGGAAUCACCGUGGUCACCGAAUUUGGAAAGCUUUCAAUAGAGCCUUUGACUGUUUGCCGAUUGCCGCAGUAAUCGAUAACAAUAUAUUUUGCAUUCACGGUGGUCUAAGCCCUCGUCUCAGGCGUAUUGAUCAGAUCGAUAAGAUAAAACGACCAACGCGAGUGCCUAAAUCAGGAAUUAUGUGUGAUUUUUUAUGGGCUGACCCAUGUCCAGAUAUCCAAGGCUGGCGUAAAAAUGAACACAGAAACGUAUCAUAUGAAUUUGGACCUGAUUGUGUCAUAGAUUUUCUAAACAAAUUUGGCUUUCGACUGGUUGUUCGUGCACAUCAGGUAAAAUAUAAUAUUAUCAUUUCCAUUCAUUGAAAAAUUAAUUAAUUUUGUUAUAUUUAAAUUAAUUCAAAUAAUUCUAAUUAAUUUGAGAUAAAAACAGUGAAGGACAUAAUGAUAAACUUGAAAGAGUACAAAAAUAAUAUUUCAGAUAUUUAUGCCAUAAUUGUAAUAUCCAACUAACUCCUCACACUGGUUACGAGAAUAUCUUAAAACUAUUAAAUUUAAAAA